Messenger RNA from Suillus plorans, 665 nucleotides. Its product is annotated as chaperonin 10-like protein. The record is from RefSeq and is a predicted model, not a curated record. NCBI's taxonomy places the organism in Eukaryota, Fungi, Basidiomycota, Agaricomycetes, Boletales, Suillaceae. The transcript is spliced from 4 exons. Gene Ontology annotation, molecular function: protein-folding chaperone binding; ATP binding; metal ion binding. Gene Ontology annotation, cellular component: mitochondrial matrix. The coding region runs from base 284 to 607 and encodes 107 amino acids.
GUUUGGCAUCAUAACAUGUAGUAGGGUUACAUCUCAUCACAUUAAUAAUGAACUUUUUCGGUUGGUGUUCGAGCUAGGUGUGUUUGAGGUAUGCUCGAGAAAAUUUUGUUUCUGGCGUUUUCGGCGAAGUUCCAAGACGCGUCGCGUCCAUGAGACCACGUGGCUGGUGAGAAGAUGUUUGCCUGGACCAAAUAAAACGGCCAAAAAAUCGGGAAAGUUCUGUGUGCAUAACUUUUCCUUCAGCUUUGCCCACCCGCUUCGUCUCCAGCUUUCUAUUCAAACCAUGGCUGCUCAGGCAACGUUCAAGACCAUUAAGGCUGUCAUUCCUCUACUCGACCGUGUGUUGGUGCAGCGAUUCAAGCCCGAAACUAAAACAGCUUCUGGGAUCUUCCUGCCUUCCUCAUCGACCACUACGCCCUUACCUGAAGCGACCGUGAUUGCCGUGGGGCCUGGAGCACCUAAUAAGAAUGGGAACGUCGUUCCUACUCAGGUUAAGGCUGGCGACCGGGUGCUGCUCCCUGGCUGGGGAGGAAAUUCGAUCAAAGUAGGCGAAGAGGAGUACUUUUUGUUCAAGGAUUCGGAGAUCCUCGCAAAGAUCAAGGAGUGAUAGGACGGCACGGCCACGACGUUUGCUCCGAGUUAAGCAACAUUUUAUAUACGUUAAU